AGAUGCGUGCCACCGAAAGUUAGCACUGCCACCGCGUGGGUUGUGUCUUUUCCCCAUUCUGUAACAAUGGUUCAUUGUUCUUUGCCCGUCGACGCCGUGUCAGACACACGUAAUCCGUAUUGUUCUCCAUCCACCAUGCUUGAUCGGACGAGUAUAAAGUCCAAGGUUCUCCUCUUGGCCACAUCAUCGCUUCUUCCUCUCUUCCUUUCUUUCGCUCCUGGUUGAGUUUCAUUUCUCCUCUGGACAGGCAUUUUACUAUUCAACUACACAUUCUUUCUCUUGCUGAGCUAUCGACGACUGAACCAUGCAGUUCAAACUCACGCUUUCCCUCUCCGCUCUCCUUUUGCUUUUUACGCUUCACGAUGUCGAGGCUGCGCCUCUGAGCAAGAAACACAAAAUCCUGACGCUUCCUUUGACGAGACUUCAGCAGCGACGGACCGAUCUUCAUCCACAAGUGCUUUUGCAACAACACAUCAACCGUGGCCAUCGACGUCUUGCUCUUAUGUCAGACUCUGGAGUCGGUCCAACGGAUGAAGAGCUUCGAGCCAGUCUUCACAAACGCGUCCACGCAUGUCAUCCCAAUGAAACGACGACCGAACUUCAAAAACGUUACAAUCCGUACAUUCACAGUUCAGUGACGACCUUGGACACGCCUACUCUCAGCUUGCACGAGGACGGGAAUUCUUCUGCAACUGCAAGUGCCACCUCUGCCUCUGCCUCGAGUGGCUUUACGGAUGCCGAAAUUAACGCCCUCUUAAAUGGAGGUGUGACAGACGCGAACACACCAACCGCCAACAACUCGUUGGGAUUGGAUAUACUGGCUAACGAUGUGGGCUAUACUUCCGUCGUCGAGAUUGGAACGCCUCCUCGUCAAUUUAGGGUCCUCAUGGACUCUGGAUCGGCUGACUUUUGGGUGGGUAGUGAUAACUGCCAGGCCCAAGGUGGAGGAAACUGCGGAAACCAUACGUUCCUCGGCGAGCAGAGGUCCAGCUCUUUCAACACCUCCAACGAGCAGUGGAACAUCACUUAUGGUACUGGUACCGUGGCAGGCGUAAAGGUUGCAGAUGAUGUUACCAUCGCUGGCCUUCUCUUGCAAGCUCAUAACUUUGGCGUUGCCGAGGUAGAGUCUGCCGACUUCGCUUCCGAUAAUACGGAAUUUGAUGGUCUCAUCGGUCUCGCACAAUCAACACUUUCCAAUCAAGGUUUCUUGUCGCCUGUCGAGUCGCUUGCUAAGAACGGCCUCAUCAGCGCAGCUAUCACGUCUUACAAGAUUUCUCGCCUUGCUGAUGACAAAAAUGACGGAGAGAUUACCUUUGGUGGUCUCGACGACACCAAGUUCCAAGCAGACACCCUGGUGACUGUAGACAACAUCAGCAAACAGGGCUUCUGGAUCGCUGCCUUGGAUGGUGCUUCCGUCGAUGGUACCGACUUGAAGAUUGAAGGCCAGGCAGCCAUCUUGGACACUGGAACUACUCUUCUUAUCGCUCCUGCUGCUGAUGCGGAGAAGAUCCACAGCAAUAUCGACGGCGCUGCCUCAGAUGGCCAGGGCGGAUUCCUCGUGCCUUGCACCACCAACGCUAGUGUUGCCUUGACGUUUGGAGGUACUGCCUUUGCUAUCGAUCCUAGAGACCUCGCCUUCGCACCUUUGGACAUCAACGAUCCCAAUGGUAUGUGCGUGUCAGGAAUUUCUUCAGGCAAUGUCGGACAAGGGGAAUGGCUGGUUGGUGAUACUUUCCUCAAAUCAGCCUACUUCUCGACCGAUGUCGACAAGAACCAACUUUCUUUGGCAAAACUGGCUUAAUUGCUGGGUGAUGGAUAGAGAAGGAAGAAGCCUCGGUUAUGUAGACUAGUCUAGGACGUGUGUAUAAUGGGUAAUGGUAUUUCUUUGGGACAUUAUCUUUGUGCCAGAC
This is a messenger RNA of Desarmillaria tabescens, 1910 nucleotides long. Its product is annotated as acid protease. Gene Ontology annotation, molecular function: aspartic-type endopeptidase activity. Gene Ontology annotation, biological process: proteolysis. Bases 305 to 1801 code for a protein of 498 amino acids. The transcript has 7 exons. The record is from RefSeq and is a predicted model, not a curated record. Lineage: Eukaryota; Fungi; Basidiomycota; Agaricomycetes; Agaricales; Physalacriaceae.